AUGCACUUUUCACAGCCACAGCAGCAGCAGCAGCAGCAGCACUUACAGCAGCAGCGACUGGCGCAGCAACAGCAGUUUCAGCCGCAGCAACGGCAGGCGCAAGGGGGGUUUCCUUGUGUGAAGGAAGAGCAGUUUCAGGAACAGCACGUCUACUCGCUGCCUCAUAGUAACCACCAGCAACAGCAGCAGCAACAGCAGCAGCGGCAGCAGCAGCAGCAGCAGCAGCAGCAGCAGCAGCGGCAGCAGCAGCAGCAGCAGCAGCAGCAGCAGCAGCAGCAGCAGCAGCAGCAGCAGCAGCAGCAGCAGCAGCGGCAGCGGCAGCAGCAGCAGCAGCAGCAGCAGCAGCAGCGGCGGCAGCAGCAGCGGCAGCAGGCGGGGGUACACGGCGGCUUUCAAGAUCACGGCGCCAGCAUGCACGCCAUGCCCGCUGCAUCAUCGCCCUCCCCACCCCCGCCGCCAACAUCGGGAAUCGACCUCAUUCUGCACGAUGGCUGUCCGCCUACCACCACCCACGCGCCUCCUCUCGCACCCGCUUCCCACCACCAGCAGCAGCAGCAGUGGUACAAGCCUUUCCCAGAUCCACAUCACGGUGAAUUCACGGGGUCCUAUUCGAUCGUGGGCGCGGGAGAAAACGAGGCCGCGGUUGGCGGUGGGAGCGGGGGGAGCAGCAUGCAGUCGGGGAGCUUGGUGUCGGACGAGAGUGGCGCAGCGGUCACUCGAUCGUACCAUGAGGGCCCCACGCCGCCUGUGCCUCAGCAACCCCCUGUACAGGCCACCUCCGCCUGCUUCCCUCAGCUGGCGUCACCCACUCCACCUGCCCUGCAGCAAGCACCACUCCCGACAGCACCACACCCAGCAGCGGGAGCAGCAGCAACGGUGCAGGCAGUGGCGUACCGGGGAGUGCGGCAGCGCAAGUGGGGCAAGUGGGUGUCGGAGAUCCGGGAGCCGCGCAAGCGCACACGCAUCUGGCUGGGGUCCUACGACUCGCCUGAGGACGCCGCCCGCGCUUACGACCUCGCCGCCCGCAUGCUGCGCGGCCGUAAAGCCCAGCUCAACUUCCCACAUGAUCACCCCCUUCCUGGGAGCGCACAUGGUACAGAAGGAGUGGGGAAGAAAGGGGGUAGUGACGUUGGAGGGGGGGCGGCGGGUGGAGUGUGCGUGGUGCGGGUGCAGCUGCCGGCGUCUGCUGCGGAGGCGCUGCUGAGAGCGUCUCAAGAGGCCGUGGUGGCUCUGGGGCUGUCGCCUGAUGAAGUGGUGGGGCCCGGCACACUGCUGCCCUGGGGGAGGAAAGGUCCAUGCGUGGGGCGACUAGGGGGCGCGAUGGGGGUGGUCGGGGUGGGGGGAGUGGGAGGAGUGGGUGGAAUGGGGAUGGAUGAGGGGGCUUCUGUAGGAGAUGGAUGUGUGGCGGAUGGGAUGGGGAGAGUGGACGGCAGGUUGGGACGGAGCGAGGAAGUGAGGGUGGGCGUGAAAAGAAGCAGGCUUGAACGGGACGUUAAACAGGAAAUGGAGUGCGCCCAUGUGCCAACUCCCUCCUCCAAUCCUGUGCUUCGCCUGGUGUGCGACGAGUGCAGCAAGCCAUGUCGCUCGGCCACCGAGCGCGAUCUGCACACGAAGCGCACGGGCCACACGGCUUUCUCCGACGAGACGGCUGCAGCAGCCAAGCCUCUCAACCUCGAUGCUGCUUCAGCUGGGGGCGGCGAGGAGGGAGCGAAGGCAGGGAGGAGCGGGGAGGGGCGCGGCGGGGAGUCCGCGGAGGAGAUGGUGGCGCCGUGGGUGAAUCCGGAGCUGUUGUCGGACCUGGAGGCCAUGGGGUUCUCCCACAACCGAUGCGUGCGCGCCCUGCACUCCUCCGGUGGCGAGUCGAUUGUGAAUGCAGUGGCGUGGAUAGCGGACCACGAGAACGACCCUGACAUCGAUACACUCCCACUCGUGCCAGUAGCACAGAGCAAGCCGAAGAAGCAGCUGACGCCAGAAGAGGCAAAGCGACUGGCAGAUGAGCUCAGGGAGAAGGCUAGGAAGAAGCGUGAAGAGGAGGAGAAGCAGAGGGAGAAGGAAAGGGAGAGAGAGCGCAUAAGAGCAGGCAAGGAGCUGCUGAUCGCGAAGCAGAAGGAGGAGGAGGAGGAGCGCAAGAGGCGCAUUGAGUUUCGGCGGCGGGAGAAGGAGGAGGAGCAGCGGGCGAGGGAGAGGAUUCGACAAAGACUGGAAGAGGACAGGCAAGAGCGGCGCAGGAAACUGGGCCUGCCUCCAGAGGAACCCAAGCCCCCCGCUGCCGCUGCUGCUGCCGCCACUGCUGAGGCCGGUGCUGCCAAGGGGGCAGCGGAGCAGGAGAAGGCGCAUCUGCCUGUGAAGCCAGCAUCGCUAGCGGAGAAGAUGAGGAGUGCGCUCCGUGCUCUCAAGCAGGCACACAAGGAGCAAGAUGGCAAGGUGAAGGUGGCGUUUGAGACGAUGCUCAAGUACAUCACCAACGUAGCACAGCGGCCCAGCGAGGACAAGUUCCGCCGCAUUCGCCUCGCCAAUGCCGCCUUCCAGGAUCGUGUUGCGGUGUUCCCUGAAGCCAUAGACUUUCUGCAGCUCUGUGGCUUUGAGAAGGACGCACAGGGGGAGCACUUGGUGAUGCCGGCAGAGAAGGCAAUUCCGGAAUUCCUCAACGUAGCGGGGCAAGAGCUGCACACUGCCAUCUCCAAUCCCUUCUUUGGCGUGCUCUAG
Molecule: messenger RNA, 2706 nt
Organism: Closterium sp. Naga37s-1
Lineage: Eukaryota; Viridiplantae; Streptophyta; Zygnematophyceae; Desmidiales; Closteriaceae
Source: the annotation of a GenBank genome assembly